This is a messenger RNA of Aplosporella prunicola CBS 121167, 1309 nucleotides long. RefSeq lists its product as uncharacterized. The transcript is spliced from 3 exons. The record is from RefSeq and is a predicted model, not a curated record. NCBI's taxonomy places the organism in Eukaryota, Fungi, Ascomycota, Dothideomycetes, Botryosphaeriales, Aplosporellaceae. The coding region runs from base 65 to 1309 and encodes 414 amino acids.
CGCAUUUCUGUGCGCGCGCAAUGCCACAGCUACAGCAGCAGCAGCCACCAGGACCACAGACGCGAUGACAUCGCCAGCGUCGUCGACGACCGCGCCCGCGCACACCCAAACCCACGCACACGCAUCGGCAUCGCGCCCCACGCGCCCGCGCUCCCCGCGCUUCCCGCCGCACAACGCGCCGCGCGUGUGGUUCCUGACGAACGGGACGUCGCCGAUCAGCAUUGCGCUGGCGGAGCAGGCGCUCGACCACGGCGACUACGUCGUCGCGGGGGUGCUGCCGGCCGAGUUUGAGCGCGAGACGGGCCGCAGCGACGAGUUCCGCGGCUUUCUGGACAAGAUUGGGCGCGGCGAGGGGGAGCGCGAGCGCUGGAAGGAGCGGCUGCGCGUCGUGGCCCUUGAUGGGAGGAUUAUAGGACAGUGCCAGGCGGCGGUUGCGGAGGCUGUCGAGGCUUUUGGCCGCAUCGACGUGCUGCUCGGCUGCUCGAGUGAGACCGUCAUCGGCACAAUCGAAGAACUGGCCCAAUCCCCCCGUACCCUCAGUCUCGCGCGCGACCAAUUCGAAACCAACUUCUUCAGCAACGUCAACAUAAUCAAAGCGGCGCUGCCGAGCAUGCGCGCCAAAAAGAACGGGCACAUCAUCAUGCUGACGGGCACAACGGGGCACCUGGGCACGCCGGGCCUAGGCCUCUACUGCGCGUCGCAAUGGGCCAUCGAGGGCUACUGCGACAGCCUGGCGUACGAGAUCGCGCCCUUCAACAUCAAGAUGACCAUCGUGCAGCCCAACGUCGAGGUCAACGUCCUCACGAACCGCAUUACCUCGGCCCCGCCCCUCCCAGAGUACGCGCCCGACGUCAACCCCGCCCCCCUCGCCCGCGACCUCUUCUCCGCCCUCCUCGACAAAAUAGACCUCCGCUCCGCUGUCCCUGCCGAAGCCGCGGAGUCUGCCUCCCCGCCUCCCUCCUCCUCCCCCCCUCCGGGGGUCGACGCCCCUGCCCCUGCCCUCUCGCCCGGCGACCUCCUCUCCCGCCCCCAAAUCACAUCGCUAUACCCGCAGCUGGACGCAGACAUCCGCGCGCGCCUGAUCGCUGAAACAGUGCACGCGCUCACGGCCAUCGGCGGGCACGACAACCCGCCUGCGCGCCACAUAGUGGGGUUUGAGGGCGUGGCGAGCGUCAAGGAGAAGCUGAAGACUGUGAGUGAAGAGCUCGAGGACUUUACUGAGGUUAGUGGUGCGGUCGAUAUUGUUAAGGUGGGUGCUGAGGCGGGGGGGAGUGUGGCUGGGACGCCGGGGGAGGGUGGGGGGAUGUAG